CCCCCGUGUGGUCAGGAAAAUGACUUGGCCGUGAACCGAUAUUUUGUUUUUAUCAUUUUUUCCUGUAACAUUGGCUGUAAAUUGGUGUAAUAAUGUUUCCCCUACUACGAAGGUCUGCUUUAGAAGCUUUAAAGUUCACUUGUGUGCGAAACUUAAAAAUGAAAGGUGGACUCUUUGAAGCAAGUAAAGCAACGUUUGUUCCGGCUGCUACUUUGAAGAACUUGCAACCAGUAAACACAUUUGAUGAUGUUAUUUUGCCAGAGAAACGCAAGCUCAAGUUCUACAACAAAGUUCCCAAGAGGACACGAUACAAAAAGUCCUUCAGGAGUUUGGUCCAAAUCAGAGGGCCGUCCGAGGUGGCCAAUAAACUCAAACUUGGCCAGUAUGGCGUGGUGGCACGGAGUGGUGGAUACUUACAUCAUGGUCAUUUUGAGAUGAUUCGACUGACUAUCAAUCGUUUCAUAGAUUCAGACCGGAUGUUUGCACGAUGGAGAGUUGAUCCGCCUCAUAAGCCAGUCACUAAGAAGGGACAAGGACAACGUAUGGGCGGUGGCAAGGGUAACGUGGACCACUAUGUCACCCCAGUCAAAGCUGGACGAGUCAUCUUUGAAGUCGCCGGCAAAAUGGAAUUUGAGGAAAUAGAGGCACUCCUCACCCAAGUUGCUAAGAAGUUGCCGUUUCGUUCUGAAGUCAUGACAGUCCAGAGCUUAGAAGCAAGGGAGAGGAAACUGAAGGCGAUGACGGAGAAUAAUGCCAAUCCUUGGACUUUUGAAAAAAUCGCGGUCGGAAAUUAUCUCGGAAUUUCGAAUCGUCUUGGACCAUAUGAUUACAAGUGGUUUGGGGAAUACAGGUGAAAGGGUGCUGUUAAUCAGGAGUGCAGGUCGAGGGAAGAUGGGUUCAAAUUCACUACCUGUCCCAACAACAUGAACUGUUUGGAUGUUUUGCAUUGGUUGCCAAGCGCUUACAGGCACUGAGCACGUUUGGU
Asterias rubens (European starfish) is the source of this 985-nucleotide messenger RNA. Its product is annotated as 39S ribosomal protein L16, mitochondrial-like. The transcript is spliced from 5 exons. Bases 93 to 854 code for a protein of 253 amino acids. Gene Ontology annotation, biological process: mitochondrial translation. NCBI's taxonomy places the organism in Eukaryota, Metazoa, Echinodermata, Asteroidea, Forcipulatida, Asteriidae. Gene Ontology annotation, molecular function: rRNA binding; structural constituent of ribosome. The record is from RefSeq and is a predicted model, not a curated record. Gene Ontology annotation, cellular component: mitochondrial large ribosomal subunit; ribosome.